AGUGUCGCUCACAUUCACCUGCGCGAGAGACUAUUCCGCAGUCGUGCACAGUAAACCGAGAGCGCCGCUUCCAUUUUCAAACGCGUAUUUUUUUCUUUAAUUACUACAGUGUGUGUUGCCAGUUACGGGGACGGAGAUCCUUAAAUUUGUUUACCAGAGCAGCCCAAGUACAAAAUGUCAGGACGACACUGGACGAACUUUAUCGUUCUGCUAGCAACGGUAGCUAUCACAAGCUGCGCACAAAUAGAAGACCCAUGCAAAACAAAGUCACGCGUGGUGGCGGACGAUAAAUACUGUGACAAAUACUGGGAGUGUGACAAUGGACAGUCGAUCCAGUACGACUGCCCCAACGGGCUGGUGUUCGCUGGAAAGCAUAGAGGUGUGACUGAGGGCUGCGAUUAUCCGUGGCGGUCGAACUACUGUGAAUAUCCUAAAGUGCAAAUCAAUCCACCAAUUGGCACGGAGCACUGCGAUUGGCUGUACGGCAUCUUCGGGCACGAGACCUCAUGCACCAGGUACUGGACUUGUUGGAACGGCACCGCCACCGAGCAGCUCUGCAUCGGUGGUCUGCUGUACAACGAGAACGCACACUCCUGUGAUUGGCCGGAGAACGUGGACGGCUGUCAGAAACAUCCCCUCUGCAAUGAAGACCCUAACGGCAAUGUACCUCUCGGCAAAUCAUGCAACCGGUACUGGCAGUGCCAAGGCGGGUACCCUCGUCUGCAGCGGUGUCCAGCCAUGCUGGUGUUCGACAGGCGAUCCCUGCGGUGCGUGGUGCCCCCCACUGAAGACUGCGACGUGCCGACCACGACUGCCCCACCACCAGAAGAGGAGCCCCAGGAUCAAAGACCUAUCCCACAAUCGAAGCGGCCAAUACCAAAUGAAUACCAAGACGUGCAGCAGGGACGACCCAGACCAAGGAACUAGACUUCUACCUUCUCGAACCUUCCAGACGUUUCCAUUACUUCACUCUUUUUAAGCCUUGAAACUUUUCUCCCUAACUCUCUCCCACCAUUGACUCUUUAUUUCUUCUAAAAGGUCCUAGAGAUGGUGUUAGUAUAGACUCGUCGUUACAAUCUUGAUCUUCUAGAUACUUCUAGAUUUCCUUUGUUAUAUCUAGAAAUCCUUCUUUGGAAUUCUUCUUUUAAAGAGAAUAUAUACGGCUAGCCUGUACUGAACAUCAUCAGGGACUCGUAAGUGUAGAAGUAUUUAUACUUCAUUAAGUUUAUUGUUGUAAUUUAGUCAUGUAAUUAUACUUAUUACUAAACAGUAAGUAAUUAUAGAGGUUUUGAACAAAGAAUACUCAUAAAGAUGGAUAAUGUAA
Achroia grisella is the source of this 1324-nucleotide messenger RNA. Its product is annotated as protein obstructor-E-like. The transcript has 6 exons. Gene Ontology annotation, cellular component: extracellular region. Gene Ontology annotation, molecular function: chitin binding. NCBI's taxonomy places the organism in Eukaryota, Metazoa, Arthropoda, Insecta, Lepidoptera, Pyralidae. The record is from RefSeq and is a predicted model, not a curated record. Bases 175 to 927 code for a protein of 250 amino acids.